Molecule: messenger RNA, 456 nt
Organism: Lodderomyces beijingensis
Lineage: Eukaryota; Fungi; Ascomycota; Pichiomycetes; Serinales; Debaryomycetaceae
Source: the annotation of a GenBank genome assembly
AUGCAAACCCAUUAUGAAGUAUUGAAUGUGACCUCUGAUGCAACUCAAGAAGAGAUCAAACUAGCGUACAAGCAGAAACUACUCACUUCACACCCAGACAAGACGUCUAGUAGUAGCUCCAAACAGCCGAACAUCAUUGCAAAGAUCGUCGAAGCCUACAAUGUACUAUCGAACCUGACUUCACGCACGGCCUAUGACAAGCAACUUGAAUCCGAUAUAAAGGGAACAGGGUAUAACAUCUCCGGAGGUGGACUUGACGUGUACAGCCUAGACGACUUCAAUUUCGUGCAGGAUAAAUUCGUGAAGACAUGUCCAAGAUGCGAAUUUGUCGAUAGUCUAGUGUUGACCGAGGAGGAUUUGGAGAAUGGCACACCAAACAACGAAGACGGAUAUGACAUUAUCUUGCAAUGCAAUAGCUGCAGCUUGUGGAUCCAAGUGAACUACUUUGAGUCAUGA